UACGAGGCAUCACAGAUCACAACACACGCGUUUAGGUGAAGUGCGCAAUGGAGAGGUCCGUCAGAUCCGUGCUGGUGUUCGUGGCUGUUUCCAUCCUCAUCUCGAGCCAUCCUACAGACGCCUGGUACAAGCAGUCCACCGGGCCGAGCUACUAUUCCGUCGGGAGAGCCUCGGGUUUGCUGUCCGGGAUCCGGAGGUCGCCGUAUAUGCGCCGAUCUGAGACAGAAUCAGAGCAGGACAGCAGCGAGACCCCCGGCGUCUCCAACAGCGUGAUGCCCGACUUCAGCAGCAGACAAACUCCAGUCCUUAAAAACAUGGCCAUCUGCGUAAAGGACGUUUCUCCAAACCUACAGAGCUGCGAGCUGGUUGAAGACGGUUCGAGCACAUUUCGGUGCAAAGCAGACGUGUUUCUCUCGCUCGAUUCGCUGGACUGCUUCGGCUCCUGAGCGGAACCCGUCUCUCUCUCUCUCUCUCCCUCCCGACCCGAACAUCUCUUCCAUUUCAGGAGUAUUUACAGCCAAGGCAGGGAGGCGAGGCGCGCUGUUGACAUUGAAUGUUUACUUGAUUUACACCAGGGAUGUUCAGCGCUGCUCCUAAAGAUAUGCUUUCCUGCAAAGUUUAGUUCUGUAUCAAUAAUAAUCAUUUUCAUUCUCAUUGAUAUUGUAAAUCCAUGCAACUUAUUGAGGUCUGUGAAUGUGCGAGACUUCCCAUUCAUUAGUCGCUAUAGGUAAAUACCAGGAACGGCCCGGGAAGAAUGAAAAAAAGUGCUGUAAACGGUAAAAACGGUAUGCGAUACAACCCCAUAUGUUUAUAAUUACGAUACUGCAUUAAAAUAAUAUGAUAAGAUAUGCAAGUUUGCAAUGUCAAGCAGCAUAACUAGCUGUUGUACCGCUCAAAAAUAACCGGAAAUAAGUUUGAAAUGGUUUUGUGAUACACACAAACUCAAGUGAAAUUGGGCACCAAUAGGCCUACAUUAAAAUAUACACUAAAGAGAUUGAUAUUAGUUUAGUGUAUUGGAAAUGCUAUAAGUGAAGUCAAACCGAAUUCAAAUCACUUCCAGUGUGAACACACUUAGUUUCAGCUAUAUUUUGCAGGAAAACAGAUCUCGGAGAGAGCAACUCUGGAUCACACAAUGUGAAGUUAGCGGCUUUAAAUAUAUAAAUGGAAAAAUACAAAAUGGUGGUAUUUUCUGUUCAAUCUGUUCUCCUCUGCG
Sinocyclocheilus grahami is the source of this 1213-nucleotide messenger RNA. It is a transcript of the gene npb, whose product is annotated as neuropeptide B. The record is from RefSeq and is a predicted model, not a curated record. Gene Ontology annotation, biological process: feeding behavior; G protein-coupled receptor signaling pathway. Lineage: Eukaryota; Metazoa; Chordata; Actinopteri; Cypriniformes; Cyprinidae. Gene Ontology annotation, molecular function: G protein-coupled receptor binding. The coding region runs from base 48 to 446 and encodes 132 amino acids. The transcript has 2 exons.